GGGGCGGCACAAUUCAAAACUCAAGACGUUAGCUUCUUGCCGUGACGGGAUGAAACUGUUGUUUAUCAAGUAGUCAUAAUAAUUUGAAAUAUUUGACUAGGAACCACAGGAAGGUCAAAAUGGAGCCCUUGGACCCUGGCAAGAAUGAUGAAAACACCGGAUUCUCCAAUAGACACAUUUUUUCUAUAUUAAAAGCACCGCGGAAGUCAAUACGAUUUCCGGAUUCAGAGCAACAGGAAAACCAGGUGGAGAGUGCCAAACCAGUGGAAAGAAGGAAUUCCAGAAGAGUCAGCUUUGCCCCAGCCAAUGAUGUUCUUCUUUUUUCCAAUGAUGUGAAAAAGUCCUCUUCUGGCAGAAGUCCAUUACAAGAACUAAUGACAACAGUCCCAACACAAAAUAGGGUCCAGGUGACAAGUGAAGAUGAAAUUCAACAAAUUAUGGGAAUGGAAACCCUGUUGAAUGCACCACUUCAUGGCUCUGAUCAAAAAGAAAAGGCCAACUCGGACACAGGCUUUGGGGAGAAAACCAUGAUUUAUUGUGAUGAUGAUGGAUUUUUGGACCUGACCCAGUCACACACUAUCAACAUUGCCUUUUGUGAAGACGAUCUAUUCGGUGCUCCACAGAAGACUGGUUCCAACUUCCUUUCGAGUGGAAAGAGUACAGCAGAUUGUGUAUCCUCAGAUAUUAACCCAAGGCAUACAUUCAACAUGGCCAGAGGGUUUGAAUUUCCACCUGAUGGCAGAAACACAGGUUUCAGUCAAUCAGUGCCAAGCUGUGGUCCUUCUUUGACCCACUCUCUGCCAAGUCUUUCAAAACCAACUGCAUUGAAGAUGAAACCUUCUAAUGCUACCGUUAACCCAAGCCUCUCCCAGACCAAAACCCAAAAGGCCAAUGUGGAUAAAGAAAAUCACGUUCCGUCUUUCUUUAGAAAUGCCGGGAAUGUUAGAGAAUCAUCCUGUGGCAGCACACUCUGUCAAGAUGAAGACGUUAAUAUGGAUGUGACACACACUGGCAGAGUUACAGGAUUGACCGCUGACGACGAUGACGAUCCUUUUCAGGGUCUAUUUCCCACAAAAGAAAUGUACUCUCAGUCUGAUAGAGGUUCACAACAAUCACAGAACCAAGAGAACCCACAGAAGCAAGCCACUGCGACACCAAAGGCAUCAGAAGACAGGUACGUUUUCUGUACAUCUCACAUUGGCUUUUCAUUUACAUUAGUCGAUAUUGUCGAGCAGCUAGGAAUAACUGUGUGCCAGAGGGUGAAAGCUGAAGAAGAUUGCAGAGAGAAAACUGUGAGGUUCACGGCAGAGGACAUGUGCAUGGACAUAACUAAGAGUAACACCGGUAAAAUCACAACAGAUCUGUCAGAUCCUCCAAAUUUGGCCAUUUUUGGCAGCAACAGAAAAGCGGUUUCUUCUAUGGAAAAGAGACACAGAGAUACUAUUGGAAUGUCAUCAUGUGCAAUGAAUUUAAACCCUGGAUUACAAAACGUUCUAAGAACCUCAAAACCCAAAGACAUCAGCAUUAAUGCAAGAUAUUCUGGAUUGGCGUACCCUUUGUUGACAAAGGCACCAUCUACUAGAGAUCUAGACUUUCCUGAAGAUGAACUGAGCAUGGAUAUGACAGAAGUUCAAACAGGCCUCAUCAUAGAGAGCACAGGCAAUGUUGACCCAAUCAAUUGUCUCAGACUUGCACAAGAAAUGCACUCCAACAGUGGACAAACCGCAACCCAGCAGUUGUGUACUGAUAAGCGGAAGUCAUCUUGUAACACAGCAAAGGAAACAUCAUUGAAUGCCCCUUUAAGACAUCAGGCUAGUUGUGAUACUCAAGAGGACUGCAGAGAGAAAACAAUAAAAUUUACAGCUGACGGCGAAGUCAUGCACGUGACAAAAAGUCACACUGUAAACAUGGCCUGUUUUCUCCCAAUGCAGUCACACAAAAGUCUACCUACAAAUAAGGAGCGGACGAUCAGGUUUAGUGUAAAUGACGCAGAUAUGGAUGUGACACAAAGUCACACUGCAAACAUUGCUCUUGUGGAGCCGGAAGAAUACCAUUAUGUUGACUUGUUACCUGCUGGAGAAGACAAAACAAUUGAUGCCGCUUUACAGCAAACUCAUAGCCAAACUGCAAACAUCGCUAAUUCUUUGAGGACAGGAGCACACCAUAAUUGUGAUGUAGCAGCUGCUGGAAAAGAUAGAACAUUGAGGUCUACUGCAGAUGAUGCAUCUGUGGAUGUGACACGAUGCCACACUAUAAGAAUUGAUACUCCGUUUGAACCAAGCGCACACAAUGUGGAUGUUUUACCAGCUGCAGGAGAGAAAACAAUGAGGUGUACUGCAAUGAAUGAGACACAAAGCCACACUGCAUACGUUGCUAAUUAUUUGGAGCAAGGAGCACACCAUAAUGUUAACUUUGUACCUGCUGGAAGAGAAACAACCUUGAUGUUUACUGCAGAUGAUGAUGCAAUGGAUGAGACACAAAGCCACACUUCAAAGAUCGGUCAUUUUUUGAAGACAGGAGCACAUCAUAAUUUUGACAUAGUACCUGCUGGAAAAGAUAGAACAGUGAGGUUUACUGCAGAAGAUGCAUCUAUGGAUGUGACACGAUGUCACACUGGAAGAAUUGAUACUCCGUUUGAACCAAGCGCACACAAUGUGGAUGUUUUACCAGCUGCAGGAGAGAAAACAAUGAGGUGUACUGCAAUGGAUGAGACACAAAGCCACACUGCAUACGUUGCUAAUUAUUUGGAGCAAGGAGCACACCAUAAUGUUAACUUUGUACCUGCUGGAAGAGAAACAACCUUGAUGUUUACUGCAGAUGAUGCUGCAAUGGAUGAGACACAAAGCCACACUUCAAAGAUCGGUCAUUUUUUGAAGACAGGAGCACAUCAUAAUUUUGACAUAGUACCUGCUGGAAAAGAUAGAACAGUGAGGUUUACUGCAGAAGAUGCAUCUAUGGAUGUGACACGAUGUCACACUGGAAGAAUUGUUACUCCGUUUGACCCAAGAGCACACAAUGUGGAUAUUUUACCGGCUACAGGAAAAAAAACAAUGAGGUGUACUGCAAUGGAUGCUGCUUUGGAGGAGACACGUAGCCACACUGCAAACAUUGCUACUCAUUUGGAGUCAGGAGCACACCUUGAUACAUUUGUACCUGCUGAAAGAGAGAAAACCUUGACGUUUACUAGAGAUGCUGCUCUAAUGGAUGAGACACAAAGCCACAUUGCAGACGUUGCUAAUUAUUUGAAGACAGGACCACACCAUAAUUGCUACAUAGUACCUUCUGGAAAAGAUAGAACAGUGAGGUUUACUGCAGAUGAUGCAUCUAUGGAUGUGACACGAAGCCACACUGUGAAAAUUGAAACUCCCUUUGAAAAAAGAGCACAAAAUGUGGAUAUUUUAUCGGUGGAAGGAGAGAAAACUAUGAGGUGUACUGCAAUGGAUGCCGCUUUGGAGGUGACACGUUGCCACACUGCAAACAUGGCUACUCAUUUGGAGCCAGGAGCAGACCCUAUUGUUAACUUUCUACCUGCUGGAGGAGAAAAAACUGUAAGGUUUAUUGCAGAUGAUGCGGCUAUGGAUGUAACAAAAUGCCACACCGUACAAAUUGAUACCCCGUUUGAACGAGAAGUACAAAACUUCCUCUGUGUACCUGCUAAAGGAGAGAAGACGUUGAGGUUUACUGCAGAUGAUGCAGCUAUGGAUGUAACAAAAUGCCACACCAUACAAAUUGAUACCCCGUUUGAACGAGAAGUACAAAAUGUCCUCUGUGUACCUGCUAUUGGAGAGAAAACGUUGAGGUUUACUGCAGAUGAUGCAGCUAUGGAUGUUACAAAAUGCCACACCGUACAAAUUGAUACCCCGUUUGAACGAGAAGUACAAAAUGUCCUCUGUGUACCUGCUAAAGGAGAGAAGACGUUGAGGUUUACUGCAGAUGAUGCAGCUAUGGAUGUAACAAAAUGCCACACCAUACAAAUUGAUACCCCGUUUGAACGAGAAGUACAAAAUGUCCUCUGUGUACCUGCUAUUGGAGAGAAAACGUUGAGGUUUACUGCAGAUGAUGCAGCUAUGGAUGUUACAAAAUGCCACACCGUACAAAUUGAUACCCCGUUUGAACGAGAAGUCCAAAAUGUCCUCUGUGUACCUGCUAAAGGAGAGAAAACAUUGAGGUUCACUGCAGAUGAUGCAGCUAUGGAUGUAACAAAAUGCCAUACCGUACAAAUUGAUACCCCGUUUGAACGAGAAGUACAAAAUGUCCUCUGUGUACCUGCUAAAGGAGAGAAGACGUUGAGGUUUACUGCAGAUGAUGCAGCUAUGGAUGUUACAAAAUGCCACACUGUAAAAAUUGAAACUCCGUUUGAACGAGAAGUACAAAAUGUCCUCUGUGUACCUGCUAAAGGAGAGAAGACGUUGAGGUUUACUGCAGAUGACGCAGCUAUGGAUGUAACAAAAUGCCACACUGUAAAAAUUGAAACUCCGUUUGAACUAGAUGUACACAAUGACGACUGUGUACUUGUUGGAGGAGAGAAAACAACCAGGUUGUCUGCAGAUGACGUUUCUUUGGAUGGGACACAAAGCCACACGCACAUUGCUACUCAUUUGGACUCAGGCGCAGACCUUAAUGUUAACUUUGUACCUGCUGGAGCAGACAAACCAUUGAGGUUUACUGCUGAUGAUGCAGCUAUGAAUGUGACAAAAGGCCACACCGUAAAAAUGUAUACUCCUUUUGAACUACAAGCACAUAAUGUCGACUGUGUACCUGUGGUAGAAGAGAAAACUACCAGGUUUUCUGCAGAAAAUAUCUCUUUGGGUGGGACACAAAUCCACACUCCAGACAUCGCUACUUGUUUGAAGCAAGGAGCAAACCUGGAUAACUUUGAACCUGUUGGAAGAGAAAAAACCUUGAUGUUUACUGCAGAUGAUGCAUCUAUGGAUGUGACACGAUGCCACACUUUAAGAAUUAAUACUCCUUUUGAACUAAAAGUAAAAAAUGUCAACUGUGUACCUGUUGGAAAAGAAAAAACAACCAGGUUUUCGGCAGAUGAUGACACUUUGGAUGAGACAAAACGGCAAACUCCAGACAUCGCUGCUCAUUUUGAGCAAAGAGCACACUAUGGUAACUUUGUGCCUGUUGGAGGAGAUAAAACCUUCAGGUUUACUGCAGAUGAUGCUGCUAUGGAUGUGAAAAAAUGCCACACUGUAAAAAUUGAUACUCCUUUUGACCUUGAGGUAAAAAAUGUAGACUUUGUACCUGUUGGAGGAGAAAAAACAACCAGGCUUUCUACAGAUGAUGCUUCUUUGGAUGGGACACAAGGCUACUCGGCAAACAUUGCUUCUACUUUUGAGCCACAAAACAAAACAAAUGUGGAUACUUGGCCAGCGGGAGAAGAGAAAAUCUUGGGGUUCUCUGCAGAUGAUGCUGCUACAGAUGAACAGCAAAGACCCGCCAUAAACACUUCAUAUUCAAAUGAAGAUAGUCCUACGAAGAACAGAGAUGAGAUUAAGCAUCCGCCAAAGAAUGGCUCUUCUCCAGUACUCCCUAUCCAUACAGGAUUGAGAAGGGCUAAUCCCAUUGUCACAAAAGAUGAAUGUCUAUCAGAGUCAUCCUCAAGAAAAACUGGUGACACAGAUCACUUCAUCCUAACUCAGCAUAAAACACCAUGCAUUGUCAAUAAAACCAGAGUUCCAACUCUGUUGGAUAAUUCUGUCAGUGAUGCCAAAAACAUGCAAUGCUCAUUACAAAGAGUAGAGACUGAUGCAAGCAUGGACGUAACUAAGGCUCAAACAGGUUCUAUUGUUGGAGAAAAAUACUCAAAUGGAAAUGAGCAUUCUUCCUCUCAAUUAUCAACACAGGACCCAGAUGGUGGUGUUCAAAAGAUCAGAAGAGCAACUUCACCUCAGCCAAAUCAAGAGUUGGGUCUGAGCAAACAAGAUGCUGUGGAAAUCGCAAAUGUUGCAUAUUCUGUUUACUCAGACGAAACUGACAUUAGGAACGUGUCAGAAUUAGGACAUAUAACCAGUCCUUUGUUGGCAAACUUUAAUUUGGCUAGUGCUGUCGGCCAUGAUAGUACUUCAAAGAAGUCCAGACGGAAAAGUUUCGCUGAUCUCCAAUUAAAAGUGAGGCAUUUGAGCCGUUUGAUUAACAUGACUCCUGAGACUCCAGCCAUGGAAAGCUGCACAGCACCUUUGCCUCAUAUGGACCCAGGGAUUAACACAAAUCCAAAAAACAAUGAUUUGCUUCCUAUAGAAGUACCUGAUGUUAUAGGUGAAAUGGGAAACACUGAGGGUGAAGCACAAGAUCUUCCACUAGAAUAUGCUACUGCGGAAACUCCUUUUAAACUUAAGAAUCUGAUGUCGAGACUUUCAAUGGGAGAUUUCAAGCCAAAACUCCCUCAAAAAAACAGAGUUGAUGAUUCAAAGAAGUCAGACUCCAGCCACAUGAAUUCUGAGAGAAAAAGUGAUCCCACAACCAACAAUAUUGCUAACGAUAUGGGCAACUGGAAAGAUGACGUUAGUGAUAUUUACGAUGAAGAGCUUGGUCGCUGUGAAGAUUUGUUGGGGACAUUGGACACAAGUGGCUCUCCAAAAAUGACAGCAAAUGUGAUCCCUGUUGAAGAAUGUUACAUCAGUCAAAACUUAAGAGAUGACGUUUUUAAAGAAGAAAAUCCAAAUUGUGCCCCUGGAAUAAAAAGACGUUUGCCGUCAGAUGAAGGUCACACGGAGGAGGAGAAGAAAUUGAAGAUGUCCCCUGAGAUGGUUCCUGAGACUGUUAAGAUGACCAUGGAUUCCUCGAGCACUACUCACACAUCCAGCAGCAGAGGCGAAGUUACAUUUAAUUCCACCUUUAAACAGAGCAUGUUUGAAUCCCAGCUCGAAGACUAUUCCAGUGAUGUACAAAGGAAAUUAGAGGAUGGCACCAUAACGGUAUCAGAAUUCUUUAAGCUCUUCAACAUUGACUUUGUGAUCCAUAAACCUCGGCAAAGCAUACUUCGUGGCAGACCUUCGUCCGACACAGAUCGCACUCCAAUAGAUGUGAUGAAAGACAGACUUAUAAAUCGUCCCAAAGAGCGGGUCUAUGAAGCUGACAUCAAGAGCCUGACUGAAAAGGUGGAAGGAUUGAGUUACCGAAUGUGUGACUUGAACAAACCUCUCAAGAUGAUCAAUACAGCAUUAUGGGAAGAGAUGAAAAAUUCUUCAGAAAAGGAGAUCAAAUCGUUUGGCGUAAAAUUAAAAGAGAGAAACAACUACUUCAGAAAGAUGAGCCGAGUCCGGUCACAUGAAAUGAAGGAGGUCCUGUACACCGGUGUUGUGCAGGCUCUAACGGAUGAGCAGCAAAAUUUGAGAAGUUCAGUUGAAAAAUCUGAAGAGACAGUCAAAAUGCUGAAUGACUGCAUUCGUGAUUUGGAAGCGGAACUUGCAGCAAUUGAGGAUAAAGGAACUGACACCAAACCAAGUCUUAAAUCACUCCAGGAAGAAUUGAAGAAAGUCAAUGAGAGUAUGGAUGAGAAUGAGCGGCAAAUAUGUGAUCUGGAGACGCAGAAAAAUCAGGCUUCAAGCAAACUGAAGAGUCUAAAGGCUGACACAAAAAACCUUGAGAGCUCCAUUGCUAUUCUCAAUAUGCUCAACGAAUGGAGAUUGAAAGAGAAGAGAGGCAACUACACAGUCUAUACUUUCCUAAAUGACACAUUGCAUCUACAGUUGGUGUAUAAAGGAAAUGGCACUGCUGAAGAACCCGAGCAGGAAACGUCAGAAAUUAAUUUCACAUUUCUACUUGAUGAUACGAGUUCACAGUGCCACGCCCGCCUUGUUCACAAACUGAUCUCCCAGUACAUUUACGGCCAAACGUUGUGGGUGAAGAAAUACCCAACAAGCAAUCAUGUUCAAAAGCUGCUCUAUGACGUGUCUUUGGUGGUCAGUCACUGUCGUCUCCUUGGAGAGGAAAUCCGUCUGCUUAAAAUGUGGGGAGGUUUACGACUGAAGAUCCUGGACAUCAGUUGUGAGGACACUCGAAUACAUAUUGUUUUCAGCAGUCUGAGGAGAUGUUCCAAGUUUGAAGUUUCCUUUUCCGUCAGCUUGGACAAACACAUCUAUGGUCUUCACGUGCACAGCUUCAGAAACAUCUUUGGGGACGCAACGAUCCAGCAGAUUGUAAGCAUUGUGAAGUCAUUCGUUCCAGCCAGGAAGCUCUUGACAAAGAUUGUGAAGAAGAUUCACGCUGAUCUCCUUUCUUCAGCUGAAUAUGUACAGUCUACAACAGAGGUCUUCAACAAAUAACUCGUGAGGUACCGAGACCUUGCUAGGGGAUUUUGAGUCAUUCACCAAAGGGUCAAACAUUUGCUCAAACUCAGUAUUUUUUAUAAAUGUUUAAUACGGGCAUGAUGCCUUUAUUCAGAUGACAAAUUACCAUAAAAUACAUUUUAAAUGGAGAUUUGUUUCUGAAAUAAAGUGCAGUUUAAAUUUUGCUAGUCUUAUAAAACAAAGUAGCUUAAAUACAUAAAAACUGAAAAUGAAUAUUAUUUUUUAAACAAGUUGUAAGUUGUGGACAUUUUGUUAAUGCUCUGACGAUACAAGCAAAUAUCCCUUUGUUUGGGUUUUAAAUAAAUAUUAAAAUUAAUUUUGCAAAAAUGAAUAGUUCUCGUUCAAUUUUGUUAUGUAAAAGUAGCUCUCAAAAGACAAAAGGUUGGAGACCCCUCGUCUACACUUCUAAAUAUGUUUCUUUCUAAAUUUCUCGCCUAUUUUUUUGGUCACCUCUAGAUUGCGAGCAUGUUCUACUUAAAUAUGCCUAGUUUUGUUUGCAAAAUACCUUCUGGUUAAAAUAUAAUAAUAAUCAUACAUUUUUUAAAAGUGUUUGGGAUGAAAUAUAUUAAACUGUUCAUUAAUAGCUUUUUAUUCAUCUCCAAAUGUUUCUAUGUUUGUAUGUUUAGGAAUGUAAACAUUUGUUGUGUCAGCAAUCCCUUUUAUCAGCAUGUUGAGAUGCAAAGUUAGUGCAUUGUAAAUAACAAUAAAAUUGUACGAAGGAAGACACAA
Molecule: messenger RNA, 9026 nt
Organism: Nerophis ophidion (straightnose pipefish)
Lineage: Eukaryota; Metazoa; Chordata; Actinopteri; Syngnathiformes; Syngnathidae
Gene: knl1
Product: kinetochore scaffold 1
Exons: 30
Coding region: 120-8273 (2717 amino acids)
Biological process (GO): attachment of spindle microtubules to kinetochore; cell division; protein localization to kinetochore
Cellular component (GO): nucleus
Source: RefSeq, a predicted model, not a curated record